This is a messenger RNA of Candida tropicalis MYA-3404, 915 nucleotides long. RefSeq lists its product as uncharacterized. Gene Ontology annotation, biological process: protein folding in endoplasmic reticulum. The transcript has a single exon. Lineage: Eukaryota; Fungi; Ascomycota; Pichiomycetes; Serinales; Debaryomycetaceae. The record is from RefSeq and is a predicted model, not a curated record. Gene Ontology annotation, cellular component: membrane; EMC complex. The coding region runs from base 1 to 915 and encodes 304 amino acids.
AUGUUGUUCAUAAAAUUGAUCAUUUCGCACGUCCUUUUGAUUUUAUUUUUUUUUUUUUUGGUGGUGGAUUUUCAGGACCUUUUUUUCUUUAAGCAAAGAAAAUUCUCAACAACUAAACAACCAUCAAAUCAACAAAGAACAAUGAUCACUCCUGAUUUAUUACUAGAUCCUCAAUUGAAGUACUGGGUAUUAUUACCUAUCUCUGUGGCAAUGGUAUUAGUUGGAUUGUUAAGAUCCAAUGCCACUUUUUUACUACAAACCCAACCCAAAUUGGAGGCCUACAAGACUGUUCGUGAAGGUCAAUUUCUUCAUCGUGCUAGAUGUUUCCGAGAAAACAAUUCCGUUUUGAAUGAUAGUGACUUUGAAAUCCGCAAGAAGUAUUUUAUUGAUAAAUUAAACUCCGAUGAGUUUAUUGCCAAAAAACCAGCUGCCAAUGGUGCUGAAGACCCCAUGGCGGCUCUCAACCCAGGAUCCAAUGAAGCUCUUAUGCAAAUGGCCAAGGGGAACUUGAUGAGUUAUAUUCCACAAACUGUGAUUAUGGCAUGGGUUAAUUAUUUCUUUGCUGGGUUUGUUGUUAUGAAAUUGCCAUUUCCUUUAACUGAUGGAUUCAAGAAUAUGUUACAAAGUGGGGUUAACACUCCGGACUUGAAUGUUAGAUAUGUAUCGAGUAUUUCAUGGUAUUUUGUUAAUUUGUUUGGGUUGAAACCUAUUUACUCUUUGUUGAUGGGUUCAGAUGAAGCUGCAGAGUUGAUGCAACAACAAGGUCAACAACAACCACAAAUGCCUAAUUUGGGUGGUCCUGGUGCUCCACAAGCUGAUAAGGUUUUCAAAGGAGAAGCCGAAAACAUUCAAAUUUUAUCCCAUAAGAGUGUUUUUGAUGGUGUUGUCGAUAGGUUCAUAGAGAGAUAUAGUUGA